GUUGUCUUGCACUUUACUGGUAACGUACAUCGUAAUGUUAUUAGAAAUAAACAAGUUACUUCAUAAGAUAUGCAAGAUUUCGGCAAUAUUUUUACAUUGGUUGUGGCUGACGGCGCAUUUAUGGACAUUUAUCGUAGCAUAUGACAUGCAAAGGCGAUUUGGCGGUACAUUUGCAUCAAGCGUUUGUCAUAAAGGUAAAGUACUUUGGUAUUCCAUGAUGACGUACUUUUCUUCCACCCGCAUUGUCUCUAUCUGUUUGCUCCUGGAAUAUAUCGGUAAGCAGAACAUGGAAUAUGGAACAAGUGGAAUCUGCUGGAUCAAUAACACAUUGUCAAGAGUUGUGGCUUAUAUUGCACCUGUGUUACUACUACAAAUCACCACCAUGUUUCUGUUAUCAGUUUCCAUAUUUCGUCUGAAGAAAAACUUGAAGCAAUCGUCAAAUGCGUUGAAUAAAACGAGACAAUUAAGUUUGGUAAAAAUGACCAUUAAACUUUUUUUGGGAUUUGCAGAACUCCUUGUUUAAUUUCAAUUAAAAGAAUUGUCGAAUUAUGCAGUUGUUCUAAAAUCAGUGUUUAGAUUCGCCUAUCCUAUUUCCAUGAGUUUCCGUGGAGUGGCUGUUUUUAUCCUUUCGCUUACACAAAAAGAGUAAUGAGCUGUUUUAAG
This is a messenger RNA of Hydractinia symbiolongicarpus, 663 nucleotides long. RefSeq names its product adhesion G protein-coupled receptor L4-like. Gene Ontology annotation, cellular component: membrane. Gene Ontology annotation, molecular function: G protein-coupled receptor activity. The transcript has a single exon. NCBI's taxonomy places the organism in Eukaryota, Metazoa, Cnidaria, Hydrozoa, Anthoathecata, Hydractiniidae. The record is from RefSeq and is a predicted model, not a curated record. Gene Ontology annotation, biological process: G protein-coupled receptor signaling pathway; cell surface receptor signaling pathway. Bases 35 to 523 code for a protein of 162 amino acids.